This is a messenger RNA of Rhodamnia argentea, 1657 nucleotides long. Its product is annotated as dr1-associated corepressor-like. The record is from RefSeq and is a predicted model, not a curated record. Gene Ontology annotation, cellular component: nucleus. The coding region runs from base 501 to 1328 and encodes 275 amino acids. The transcript has 7 exons. Gene Ontology annotation, molecular function: protein heterodimerization activity. Lineage: Eukaryota; Viridiplantae; Streptophyta; Magnoliopsida; Myrtales; Myrtaceae. Gene Ontology annotation, biological process: regulation of DNA-templated transcription.
CUCCCCUCUUUUUAAAGAGAAAAGUGAGGCCUCCUGCUGCUGCUGCUUCUUCUUCCUCCCUCCGUUUCGUUCUCUGCGGAACCCUUGUCAUCGCCGUUCCUGUACUUGUCCUGGUUCGGAGAUAGGCUCUGUUUCUCUUUCUCUAUCUCUAUCUCUCUCUCUCUCUCCCUCCGCGCGAGCAGAGGCAGGGGCUGCUAGGGCAAGAGCGGAGAGCUCGCCGCUUGUACCCUCGGGGGCUGUCUUUUUUUUUUUUUUUUUUAGGGUUUUGCCUCCUGCGCUGGUGAUCGUCUGGCGACAUGAGGAAGAAGCUCGACACUCGCUUCCCGGCGAAGUGUUGAGCUCACUUUAGGAUCAAACAACAAGUGGACGUAGUGUUUUCUUCGGAAACAGGGGUAGGCAACUUGAUGUCCGCUUAUAAUACAGAUAGAUGAUUUUUAAUUUGUCUGACGUCAUUGUGAUGGCCAAGCUAAAACUGUCCUGGUUUGUCACCCGAUGUCUUGAUGUUUGGGCUUCAGGCCCGGAUUAAGAAAAUUAUGCAAGCUGAUGAGGAUGUUGGGAAGAUUGCUAUGGCUGUGCCUCUUCUUGUUUCUAAGGCAUUGGAACUGUUCCUGCAAGACCUUUGUGAUCGGACAUAUGAUAUAACCUUGAAGAGGGGAGCUAAGACACUGAACUCCUUGCAUCUGAAGCAGUGUGUUCAAACCUUUAACGUAUUUGAUUUCUUGAGGGAAAUUGUGAGCAAGGUUCCUGAUUUAGGUGGUUCCGACACUGCUGGAGAUGAUCGGUCUGCUGCUAAAAGAAGGAAAAUGGUUGAUGAUGGGGAAAAUGACACUGAUGAUGAAUCAAAGAGGAGCCGCAUGAAUGAUACUGGUCACACAGGCAGUGUUGGGAGAGGUAGGGGUAGGGGCAGAGGUAGGGGUCGUGGGCGAGGUGGUCGAGCCUCAGAGGGGGAUGCAACUGCGCAGAAUGAGAAGUUUGAAGUCGAUGGAGAUGUUCCACAGCGGGACAAUUUGAAUCAGGAUCUUGAAGGGACUGAAAAUGGUGACCAUCUCUGUGAAUCAAAAGAGAGCAUUCCUACUCCUAGAUCUGCAGAGCUGCCUGUUCGGAACUUUGACCUGAAUGUGGAUUUGGAUGAAAAUGGGGACUCAAAAUCCAUAUUAGCUUCUGGUCCGGCCAGUUCAUCAGCAGCUCCUAACACUGGAUUGAAGCAUGAGGAAUAUCCUGGGUGGUCCCUUUCCGAAGUUGAGAAGAUGGCUAUCGAUCCCAUUCAGCUCGCAAACAUGAAUAGAAGGAUGGAUGAGUACGAUGAAGACUACGAUGAAGAAGGCUAGGUCAGCAGGGUUUUUUGGUGCUAUUACUUUUGUGAAUCCUCAGUGUUGAUGCAAAAAUCAUUAGAUGUGUUUGAAUAGAGGUUUAGACAGCUCACAUGCUAAACUUAGGAAACAAUGUCUAGACAGGGUCAAAAUUGACUAUAUUCAAGCUCCUUUAGGAAGUUCAUAGUUUAACGGGUCAGAUUGUAUACUUGUACAGAAGCUUUUGAUGGUUGUCACUUGGUGUUAUCAUCACUCAGCUGAUCAUUGUCACUAACUUUUAAUCCCUUUUUUAGUUUGAAAUGUACUUUAUUUCAAUGCACGAGUGCAUCAUAUUAUAUAUGUGUUAA